Trifolium pratense (red clover) is the source of this 1596-nucleotide messenger RNA. RefSeq names its product nucleolar protein 6-like. Lineage: Eukaryota; Viridiplantae; Streptophyta; Magnoliopsida; Fabales; Fabaceae. Gene Ontology annotation, biological process: tRNA export from nucleus; rRNA processing. The record is from RefSeq and is a predicted model, not a curated record. Gene Ontology annotation, cellular component: CURI complex; small-subunit processome; UTP-C complex. The transcript is spliced from 9 exons. The coding region runs from base 368 to 985 and encodes 205 amino acids.
ACACGAUACAUGGUCUCCCGAACAAGUACACGAUUGAGCGCUCAAGAACAAGAAGGUCACGCGAGUUUACCAAACCCUCAAGAACAACAAACCCUCAAUCCCUCUCUCGAUUCGAAACUCUCUCAAUCACGACAAUCCCUCACUCUCACUCGUCAUCUCUCGCUCGUUCUCUCAAUUUCGUCAUCUCUCUCGGUGGUUCUCGAACCCUAAGUCCCAAAUCGAAGUUCAGUGAAACAAAUUGAAGCUUCUCUCAGAUCGUUCCUCUCCCUACAACUGAAAACACAAACAGGUUUCUUCAUAGUGAUGUUGAAAUUGUAGUCCAGAUGGUGCUCAAGAAUUGGCGCAAAAGAUAAGUGUACAAAAUGUUAUGGAUCGCAAUAACCUGCAGCUGGAAGGUUCUAGGAACUGGCCAAUGGAUGAAAUUGCAAUUGAAAAAACAAAGUCUAGUUUCCUUAUUCAAAUUGGAGAAAGUCUUCAAAAGAAGUGGGGGAUGACAUGCACUGCAACUGAGGAUGAUGUGGAUGUGUUAAUGUCAGGAUAUGCAUUUCGUCUUAAACUUUUGCAUGAGAGAGCCCUUAGUUUAAUUGGGAGUGAUCAAAAAUCGCGGGUAUAUUCUGCAGACAAGAAACUUUUGAUUCGUAGUCAACAUGCUAGCAUGAUCAAUGGACUGCAAAGUCGUUACCCAAUAUACGGACCAGUAGUUAGACUAGCAAAACGUUGGGCUGCUUCACAUCUAUUUUCCGCUUGUUUGGUAGAGGAGGCCAUUGAGUUAUUGGUUGCAUACCUCUUUCUCAAUCCUUUGCCAUUUGAUGUUCCCUGCUCGCGGAUCACCGGAUUUUUAAGCACAAAUUUUUUGAAAAAUGGAAAGUUGGAUCCGCUGCAAUGUUUCCAAAACUUGAAAAGGCAAGGCAAGUCAGGGCUUCAAUGGCUUUACAGGCGCAAACUCUUGCUCCAGAUUCAGUGGGGGAUAUGGAGCCUCUGUUAGCUUCCAUACUAAAUGACGAAUAUGGAGAUACUGUUCCAUCCAGACCUCAGAACAUAAGUGCUGAGGAGGCAGCGUAUUUCUCAUCACAUGGAACUAUGAGGAAGAUGCAAAAGGUGGAUGAGGCUGACAAUGGUGAAGGUCUGCUGUUCUUGCAUCCUUUUUUUUCCCUUCAUUGAACCGCAAAUUAUAUUUAUAUAUCAACAAUCACCACACUUAGCAUACGACAUGCCAAAGAGUGAAAAUAAUUAUUGCAUCUUAUCUGUAGCUUGAUUUUAAUUAUUGUUAAGGUUGAUUAUUUCUUAGUUACAUAAAGGAUGUGUUUCACGUUUUAUGAUGGCAGAAAAUGGGCUUUGAAAAUAAAUUGGCCAUGCAAAUUUCACUUUAUGAUGUUGCCGAUGAUGAGGCUUAGGAGCUAGCUAGGUUAAUUUGUGUGAUGUUACAAUGAAUUCAUAUUAAUUAUGAUGUUUUGAAUUGUAAUGACUUGGUAUUUUGCUUGAAUGUUGAAUUAACAUUUUGGAUGAAUAUUGAAAUAUUGUAUGACAUUUGGUAUUUUGGAUGAUGUUGAAUUUUAAUGACAUUUGAUCAUAUUAUGUAAUUGUAUUUUGGUUGAA